Messenger RNA from Endocarpon pusillum Z07020, 3768 nucleotides. RefSeq lists its product as uncharacterized. Gene Ontology annotation, biological process: RNA processing. Lineage: Eukaryota; Fungi; Ascomycota; Eurotiomycetes; Verrucariales; Verrucariaceae. The record is from RefSeq and is a predicted model, not a curated record. The coding region runs from base 1 to 3768 and encodes 1255 amino acids. The transcript has 3 exons. Gene Ontology annotation, molecular function: RNA binding; protein binding; RNA nuclease activity.
AUGUUUACACUGGAGAAGGCCAUUGAUAAAGGGCUCAUCGAGCCGGAAGAAAAUCACAGUUUUCUUCAAAUCUUUGAAUACAUUCUUUCAAACAAAUUGCAGGCUAAGACAAACGAAGGAAUGUCCGAAAAAGAUGAAGAAACAAGGCUAAAACAGGACUCAGACGGACUGACCAGUCCUCCAAAUAUACUUUUCAACGUUCGUCCGGCAAAGAGCCGACUGCGGCUGUACUUUACUGCAGUCGCUGGUGUACUUCUUCAAUUUGGUGUGCUGGUAUUCUCUGGGUUUAUCACUUAUUAUCCGACGCUGGCGUUCCCAAAGGGAGAUAGCCCAGUGAUUGGCUACGCUUACCCACUCACAGCAUCCGGCACAUUGCUCCUUGUACUUGGUAUGCUGAUUUGCUCUUUUGUCGUCGAGCAGUUUACAAAUGAAGAGACUUGGAAGACGAAAGGAGGACGUAAGUUUGACCUCAUGUGGUUACAACAGGGGCAAGAAGUCAAUGACCAGAUGUUCGAUUCGUAUGCGAUAUUUGCUUUGGAAUCACGUGAUUCUAUCCUUACAUCUCGGUCUCGGCGUCAUCCUGAGCCUCUUUCAAUACCUCGCGGUACUAUUAAGUAUCGUGUCGCUGAAAUACUCUGUCGGAUAUGUCGUCCUCUCCUUCAGUUCUUCAACAAGGGAAACCACAAUCCGGCCGUUUCCUUGGCCAUCUUCAAAAUAUUAGUUAUCUCUGGGACUCUAAUCAGUAUUUGUGGAUUUGUCGUUCAAUUUAUAGGUUUACGCGAAAUGCAUUGGUCGGCUACCAUCGCGCAGCUUUCGGCAACUUUGAUCAUGGUUGUCUUAAGAGCAUGGGUUCGAUGGGACCUCGCAAGUCGUCCUCAUUCCCAGAGGGUUGCUCAAGGACAUGAACUUGAUUGGCUUGCAACUAGAAUCGCAAGAGAACAGAAGGGCCCACGCGUUGAUAAAGGUCUGUGGGCUAAACCUGACUCUAAUGACCCCUUCUGGACCAAUGAAUGCUGGCGAUGGGAAAUUAUAACGGGGGGAGACGUGGAAGGAUAUGAGAUACGCAACCCUCAGGACGACAGCACUGAGAAUGUGGAGGGCCUUACUAAUGAAUGGAAGGGGCUCACGGUAGAUGGGAAGGACCUCGCGGCAGAUGAAGUUGUCAAAGUAAGGCAAAGAUUGGGGCUGCUGAGCCACUGGCCCAGUAAAGCCUCCCAACCCGCGAUUUCUGUUGCCAUUGCAGUUGAAGCUGUGAUGAAUAAUCUUUUCACUGGCACAAAUGACAAUGGACCAGGUUCUUUGACUUGGUCGAUGGAUGGUCUUGUUGAUGGUAAAUCUCAGAAGAUUUUCUUCAAAUUGAGGAGAAACAACAACCGGUGGACCGCUGAUGCUACGGAGAUAGAAGCUGCACUUUCAUUAUGGCUCUAUUCUGUUGGUGAUAGCGAGCGAACCGAGGCAGAGGGAAGAAAGGACAGCAAGGAUAGUUUCCAAAAGCCGCAAGAAAACGGUAUGCGAGACUGGUUGCGGCUGGGAAAUGCAGCUUUAAGAAAGGAAAACAUCCGCCUUCUUGGCAUGAAUAAGCCUGCAUCUGGCAGAGAUUUGACAUGGUACCUGGGUGAGAAGGUCAGUUCAAUUUCGAUUGUUCAAGAGAAUGGAAGCAACGAGAAUAGUACCUCGGACAUGAUUAUCAUCGAAAGCCGAAGAGUGGUCGGUUUCAGGGGGAAACCAGCAACUAGGUCUUUCAACGCUAAGACCGUUUUCAAGAGGAGAGAUCCAGUUCUGUAUGAUGUUGGGAUAGAACAAGAUACAAACCCUUCCACUAAUGAGGAGAUAGAGGAAGAGACAAAUCGUUCAACUUUUGAGAUAGAGGAAGAUACAAACCCUUUCACUAAUGAGGAGAUAGAGGAAGAGACAAAUCCUCCCAGUGCCAAAGAGUACCUGGCAAUGGUGUCAGACACGCCGCUAGAGAUGUUACUGGCGCAAGAAAUGUUCUCAGCCUUUAUGUGGGGAGUUGCUAAGAGAGUGAGUCGAAUUGAAGGUGACAGCAAAGUCCACCGGAAUGACAACAAAAUCGCAGGUAGUGCAGAAGGUUGGCGAAACAUCCGGCUUGAAAACUCCAAAUUGCUAAGAGCUGCCGAGGCAUUCCAAAAGGCAGGUUUGGGCAGCGUUGAAGAUGCAUACUCUACUAUUAUACCGCCGCUCAGUUUGCAAGGAAAGCUUCCUGUUGCGUUGACUGUGGUUGAGUACGCACGGGGUAUUGCUCAAGAGGCUGAAGCGGCGAGACAUUGGGAACUGGCGGGUGAGAUCUACCUGUGGCUAUUUGAGGUAGGAAAGACCUUUGCCACGUCCAACUUAUUCGUGGUUACGGCUACAGCCAUCUUGACCGAAUUUAGUAGCCUUGUCGACUGUAUGUUGGAAGACUUGAAGGCUCAGCAACGAAGCGAAGAGACUUUGGACAUGCUUAUAAAUUUGUAUGUCAGAUUAUCAGAGGCUUUGGAAACGGCCGAUAACUCCAUUCGGGACGUACUUCGGUUGAUGUACGUCAUUCAGCAUCGAGAUGAGAGAGGCAAACACAAAAAUCCUGGUCCGGAUGGCCAAGAAAUCAUAACAGCUUUGGACGUUCUAGCUGGCCCUCGGUUUUUCCGGUCUAACGGACCUCCACCAAGCUACUACACAGACAUACUUGGGUGGACGGCCCUACAUUACGCGGCUAUAGCAAGUGACUGGGAUACAGCUCAAACUUUCUUCGAGACCAGAGCCUCCAAAACUAUAAAUCCAAACUUGAGAACGUUAGCUGGAUGGACAGCACUUCAUCUUGCAGCCUAUAAGGAUCCUUGCACAGUGGGCUGGAGGCUGGCAGAUCAAAGAUGUGAUUUGGAGAUACAAGGGAGAGAUGGCAUGCGACCAUUGCACGUCGCAGUCAGAGAGGGCAGUAAAGAGAUGGUACGGUGGCUACUUGAUGCGGGCGCUAACAUAGAUGCUCGCGACAGUGCCGGCCGUACACCGCUACACUGGGCUGCACACAGUGUGAAUUCCGAGUUAGUUGCCCUCUUAAAGGAAAAAGGCGCAAACCAUGUCUCACGCGAUGAGAAUGGAAGGAUACCUUUGCACCUUGCAGCGAUUGCGCGAUAUACAGCAUCGCUGGAAGACCUCGCAGAUGAUGAUACCAUAGAAGCACAUGACAGAAUGCAAUCCACUCCUUUACUUCUUGGAGCAAUGAUGGGAGCUGAGGAUUUCGUAAAAAAUCUCCUACAACUCAAAGUCAAUGUCAACACAAGACACAGAGAUGGUCAGACACCACUAUCAUGGGCGGCCAGGAAAGGGCACGAGUACGUGGUCAAGCUGCUGAUUGGGCAGGGCGCGAAUGUAAAUUCCAAUGAUAUUUUUGAUCGGACACCAAUAAUCGGCGCGGCCGCGAAUGGGCAUGAGACCGUGGUUGAGGUGUUGAUCGAGAAGGGCGCGGAUGUAGAUCCUAAAGAUAAGUAUAAGCAGACGCCAUUAUCUUUCGCGGCAAGGAGCGGGCAUGAGACAGUGGUUGAGGUGUUGAUCGAGAAGGGCGCGGAUGUGGAUUCUAGAGAUUGGGUUGGUCAGAAACCAUUAUCAUGGGCGGCCAGGAGAUGGCAUGAGACCGUGGUUGAGCUAUUGAUCGAGAAGGGCGCGAAUGUGGACUCUAAAAAUGAGUUUGGUCAGACACCAUUAUCUUAUGCGGCGGAGGAGGGACAAAUGAUCAUAGUUGAGCUAUUGAUCAAGAAAGGCGCGCAACGUUGA